Messenger RNA from Raphanus sativus (radish), 1419 nucleotides. RefSeq lists its product as uncharacterized. The record is from RefSeq and is a predicted model, not a curated record. Lineage: Eukaryota; Viridiplantae; Streptophyta; Magnoliopsida; Brassicales; Brassicaceae. Bases 1 to 1419 code for a protein of 472 amino acids. The transcript is spliced from 10 exons.
AUGUCUUCGAAUAAGAAGUGUGUUUACCUUGAUGAGGUCAAGCCGUGGAAAUGGACUUGGUUGAUAAAUGUGAAAGUCCUGCACACAUGGAAACCAUCAUUUACCGGGUUUGGGGAAAGUAUGGAAAUCAUCUUUGCUGAUAAAAAGGGCUUCAAAAUACAAGCUACAUGUAAGAAUAAUUAUAUGAAAUCAUUGGGGGAUGAAUGUAUUGUGGGUGAAUGGAAGACUGUUGAGAACUUCCAAGUCAGUCCGGCUGGAAAAACUUUCAGACCAACAAAUAACAUCCACAAGAUCACUUUCAUCAAGCAAACAAUUAUCAAGACAUCUGAUGUGGAAAACGAUGACAUGUUCCUUGCAUUAGCAUCAUUUGAUUCUGUUCUCGCUGAUAUUAUUGGUCAGGCCAUAGAUGUCUCAGAGCUUCAAACUCUCAAUUGUGUUGGAAAGGAGAGGAAGAAAAUUGAAUUCAACUUGAGAGACAUUAACGAUCAACGAAUUGCAUGUUGUUUGUGGGGUAAGUUUGCUGAAAUUAUGGAUUCUCAUAGAGAAGAGGCACAAUUUGGAGUUGUUGUGUGUCUGCUCCGAUUUGCAAAACUCGGUUCAUUUAGAGGUAAAAUCCAAGUGUCUAAUGCUUAUGAUUCGUCGCAAUUGAUUUUUGAUCCCAACAUCAAAGAAGUCGAGGAGCUUAAAGAAAUGUUCAAACUUAAUGGUGAUAAUUUGAGUAUGGUUGAGACAUCUGAAGAAGGAAAACAGCUUUCACUUCCUAACGUUCAAAAAAAAAUGGACACUUGGAAUCAGACAGAGGAUAUAACCGUAUCUGAGCUUUUGAAUUCUACCCAGAUUGGAAAAUGUAAGGUUGUGGCUACAAUCUAUGCUAUAGAUACCAACUAUGCAUGGUUUAAGCUGCAUUUGAAGGUUAAAGAUGAUACAGCUGAAACAAAAUUGCUUCUUCUUGAUUGGAUUGCUUCCCCAUUGUUAGGAGUUAAAGCUGAAAAAAUUUUGGAUGGUUCAUUGGAAGAGCUAGAGGAUCCCGAGAUGUUGCCUCCAUGUAUCAUCGAUAUUGUUGGGAAGACAUUUAAGUUUGGUGUUGAUGUGGUAAAAGAUAACAUCAGUAAGGGAUAUGAAAUUUAUAAGGUUCUAAAAGUGUGGUCAGUCUACAACACAUUAAUGGUUGAUUCCCAGUCAGAUGCUAUUAUAGAGACCGGGGCAUCAACACAUUCUGUUUCUGAGGGAUCCCUAUUAACUUACAGUGACGAGAGUUCUGGCUUGGCGAAGACUCCUUCUAAGCGAUCACAAUACGAGUUAGGAGACCUGACAGACACCAACUCCACAUCAAAGACGCGGCCUACAAAAAUUAUCAAAGUAGAAAAGAUGAGCAAUGAAGAACUAAGCUUAAAGAAAAGUGACUACCGCAACAAAUGA